AUUACGGUGAAAAAUAACUUACUGUUUCCCGAGAAAAGUCUAUCGCUAGAGAAGUACAACAUUUAUACCGUACCGAACGUCGAUAUAAACGAGUUAACAUCGAAAGGGUUAACGUUUAACAUUACGCUUAAUGAUGGGACAAACGUACCUGGUUGUUUACCCAAUUAUGAAUAUUCCCUUCAAUUAAGUCCUGGGUUCCAGAAAAGUGGCCUUUUAUUUAUAAUCGAGAGUGUUUGCGACCCGAAAAACAUGCUAAAAGUACUUGAAUUCAAUGCGGACACUGACCUACUCGCUAAACCGGAAGGUGGCGGCGCUUUAGCCGCCGUUGUCUACAAUAUACGUGACUCAGUCCCUAAACCGACCUUAAAUAUCAAGAAUGACGCAUACAUUACAUUCAAGUUUAAAAACAGUGAGUUUACAGAAUAUUUUAAUUCUACCCCCGAUUUUGGUCACCCUAUUGUCACCGGCGAUACUAAACGCUAUGAGGGUUACGUGUCGUACAAAAAGGAGCUUAAUGUUCAUAAAGGCGGUGAAUAUGAAUUAUUAUUGCUCGAUGAUGGUGAGAAAAGCACCGGUUACCAGGCAAUUAAGGGUAUGGAUUUUCUUCAGGGUGGAGCCUAUGUGUCAAUUGUUUAUACGGAUGAAAAUGGUAAAUUGGCGGGUGUAACUCAUAAUUUAGUCGAGGCUAACUCAUUAUCGGUAUAUUUACAAAUUGUACAAUACGCUAUGUUAACAGCCGGUGAAAUUAUGUUCUCGAUUACC
This is a messenger RNA of Medioppia subpectinata, 762 nucleotides long. Lineage: Eukaryota; Metazoa; Arthropoda; Arachnida; Sarcoptiformes; Oppiidae. The record is from the annotation of a GenBank genome assembly.